Elaeis guineensis (African oil palm) is the source of this 2573-nucleotide messenger RNA. RefSeq lists its product as uncharacterized. Lineage: Eukaryota; Viridiplantae; Streptophyta; Magnoliopsida; Arecales; Arecaceae. The record is from RefSeq and is a predicted model, not a curated record. Gene Ontology annotation, molecular function: protein binding.
GUCUCUGAAAUCCUCCAUUUUAGUCAUGAAGACAAUCCCAAUCCAACCUUUUCCCUUCCCUCUCCUUUUAUUCAUCUCCCUCUCCUUUUUGGAAGCCGGAGCACAGAGCGAAGCACAAGCUCUUCUCAAAUGGAAGUCUAGCUUGUCUCAGCCAGAUGCUCUGAGCUCAUGGUCCCUUGCCAACUCUACCACCCCAUGCGGAUGGUUUGGUGUCCGCUGCAACUCAGUAGGCAGCAUCGUGCAGCUGAGCUUACCCAAUGCCAACCUCAACGGCACCCUCGAUGAAUUAGACUUUGCUUCUCUGCCCAGCCUCACCAAGCUCAACCUCAAUAGCAACCUCCUCUGUGGCCCCAUUCCUUCAAACGUCUCUGCUCUCUCCAAGCUCACGUCAUUAGACCUCAGCUUCAAUGACUUUGGAUAUUCCAUUCCCCCGGAAAUUGGAUCGGCUACAAAGAUCCAAAUCCUGUUCCUCUCCUCCAACAACCUAUCAGGUCCAAUCCCUCCAGAGAUUGGGAGGCUGGCCGACUUGAAGCAAUUGGAUCUAUCACUAAAUUCACUUAGUGGUCCAAUCCCUCCAGAGAUUGGAAGAUUGGCCGACUUGCAACAAUUGGAUCUAUCAGAAAAUAUUCUCACCGGUCCAAUCCCCUGGACAAUAGGAAACCUCACACAGCUGACUUCCCUGGCCCUCCACACCAACAACUUGAAUGGCACAAUCCCAACAGAGAUCGGAAACAUAACGGCACUGGCUAGACUUGACCUCAGCUACAACCAAUUGGAGGGUGAGCUGCCAGCUUGCUUGCAUGGCUGCUCGGAACUAGUCCGACUUGAGUUGGAGUGGAACCACUUUAGUGGAGAUAUAUCAAAAUCUUUCAGCAUUCAUCCUGCACUAACCUACUUGGAUCUCACCGGCAAUCAGUUGAUGGGCCCGUUGUCUCCAGACUGGGGGGAAUGCAAGAAUCUCACUUACUUGCACGUGGAUGGCAACAACAUCACUGGUGACAUUCCAGCAGCAUUCGGGAACAUGACCAACUUGCAAGACCUGAGCUUAGCUUCCAACUUUUUGUCUGGAACAAUUCCACCUCAACUGGGGUAUUUGAGUCUCUUAUACAAGCUCAAUUUGAGUAGUAAUCAGUUAUCAGGGUCGAUUCCUUCAGAGUUAGGUGAUGCUGCCCAGCUUACUUCUCUUGAUCUCUCAGCAAACAAACUCAAAGGUCCAAUACCAACCGAGCUUGGUAAGUUGAGAAGUCUUGGAGUGUUGGAUUUAAGCAGAAAUGACCUCUCUGGACCAAUUCCUCAUAUAAUAAUGGGACUUGCAUCACUUAUUUCCUUGAAUUUGGCAAACAACAAUUUUUCUGGGUUGAUUUCGAGAUCAAUAGGUUCCUUGUCUUUGCUCCAAUCACUGCACUUGAACAAUAACAGUUUGAUUGGAGAAAUACCUUCUUCAUUGAAGAACUGCACGCGGUUGGUCGUUUUAGACCUCGGGGAGAACAAAAUUCAUGGAAAUAUUCCAAGUUGGAUAGGAGAGAGGCUUUCAUCAUUGACGAUCCUCCGUCUAAGUUCGAAUAUGUUAAAUGGUAGCAUUCCUCCCCAACUGUCACGUCUAUCUUCGCUUCAGCUCUUGGACCUUGCACACAAUAAUAUCUCAGGAAGUAUCCCACAGGGUUUGGGCAAUCUUAUUGCGAUGGUGGAUGGCGCUCAAGAAAAUUGGAAAAAAAUGGGCUACAUUUCCUACAAUGCCUUAAAACGCGAUAGCGUACCUUGUUCUCGUCGUGGAGCCAGUUAUUACAACUGUAGAGCUUCUGGCCAGGAUGACUCAUUUUACUACAGUGAGAGCGUUUCCGUAAUCUGGAAAGGAAGAGAGGCUGUUUUUCAACAGACGCUUUCACUAAUGGUGGGAAUCGACCUUUCAGGCAAUUAUCUCUCUCAUGAGAUCCCUACAGAGCUAACAAAUCUUUCUGGGCUAGUUUUUUUAAAUCUCUCCAGGAAUCUUUUGGAUGGAAGCAUUCCAAAGUUGAUCGGUAACUUGAAAAAUCUUGAAGUUCUUGACUUGUCCAGGAAUCACUUAUCAGGUACAAUUCCUCAAAGCAUCUCUUCUCUAACAUUCUUGGAUUUCUUGAACCUAUCAAACAACCACUUGUCGGGACGGAUACCAUCUGGCAAUCAACUACAAACACUUGAUGAUCCAUCAAUCUAUAGCGGCAAUGAUGAACUUUGUGGAUUUCCACUAAUCAAAAAUUGUUCGAAUGACCAAGCAUUUGAUGUUCAAUUGUCAACACCAAAUGAUGGUGAUGAAAAAUUAUGGUUGUAUCUUAGCAUGGGACCAGGAUUUGUGGUGGGAUUUUGGGGGUUCUUUGGUAUUUUAUUCUUUAAGAGAUCCUUGAGGCUUGCCUAUUUCCAACACAUUGAUGAUAUAUAUGAUUGGUUCUCUAGGAUAUUAGUGAGGAGCAUGUAAGGACUGCAGACUCUCUCUUCUUCCUUUUCUUUUUAAUUUUCAUUUUUAUUUUAUGUAACGUAAAGAUGGAAGAUUUGUUCCACGUAGAUUGGCAUGUUCAUUUCCCAUGAGAAAUUUGGCA